Mycena indigotica is the source of this 1149-nucleotide messenger RNA. RefSeq names its product FMN-dependent alpha-hydroxy acid dehydrogenase. NCBI's taxonomy places the organism in Eukaryota, Fungi, Basidiomycota, Agaricomycetes, Agaricales, Mycenaceae. Gene Ontology annotation, molecular function: oxidoreductase activity; FMN binding. The transcript has 9 exons. Bases 1 to 1149 code for a protein of 382 amino acids. The record is from RefSeq and is a predicted model, not a curated record.
AUGCACCCGCUCCUCCUCCUCUUUACUGCCAACGUCGCGCUCGGCGUCACGCUCGACACGGAGGGCCUCCCCGACACGGGACUCGACACGUCCGGCUGGACGAAGGGCGCGCUGCCCCCGCUGGCGGACAUGUUCGACCUGAACGACAUGCAGCUCGCCGCGAAGAACGUCCUCCCGGCGAAGUACUACGCGUCGUACCGGACCGGCGCGCUGAACGAGUACACGUAUAGGGCGAAUCUGGAGGUGUACGCCAAGGUGCGGCUGAACGGGUUCAGCUUCCGGGACGUCAGCAAUGUGUCUACAUCAGCCCUGCUAGGACAACAAUCCUGGGCCACACCUUUUCGCAGCCGUUCUUCAUCGCGCCGGCCGCGCAGGCAGGUCACGCGCACCCGACCGCCGAAGCGGCCCUCGCGCGCGGCGGCGGGCAGCGCCGGGAUCCUCUACGUCCCGAGCAUCUCGUCGACGCUCCCCAUCGAGGCGAUCGCGGCGGCGGGCCGGGCGGGGCAGGUGAUGUUCCACCAGAUGUACGUCUGGGCGAACCACAGCCGCGUCGUCGACGAGCUCGCGCGCAUCGAGGCCGCGGGGUUCAAGGCGCUCUUCGUCACCGUGGACAACACCGGGAUCGCCGGGGUCAGGACGCGCUCGAUGCGGUAUACCCCUGGGUCCGAUACCGGACACGCUGCCAACUUCGACCUCCACGCCCUCGCGGCCUUCCGCAACCUGACCACGCUGCCCAUCGUGCCCAAGGGCAUCAAGACGUGGCAGGACGCGCGCACGUGCCUGCGCCUCGGCUUCCGGGCCGUGUACGUCUCGAACCACGGCGGGCGCGUGCUCGACGGCGCGCCCACCGCGGUCGAGGUCCUCGUCGACAUCCAGAAGCACGCGCCGGAGGUGUUCGCCGGCAUGGAGGUGUACGCGGACGGCGGCGUGCGCCGCGGCACCGACGCGCUGAUCCUGCUCGCCCUCGGCGCGCGCGCGGUGGGGCUCGGGCGCCCGCCGAUGUUCGCGAACGUGUGGGGCGAGGCGGGCGUCAGCAGGAUGGCGGCGCUGCUUGCGCGGGAGCUCGGCACGAGCAUGCAGCUGAUGGGGGUGCGGGACGUUAGGGAGCUGAAUGGCUCGUAUGUGAACACGAACGCGGUGGGGUAUUAG